Molecule: messenger RNA, 7900 nt
Organism: Diabrotica virgifera virgifera (western corn rootworm)
Lineage: Eukaryota; Metazoa; Arthropoda; Insecta; Coleoptera; Chrysomelidae
Product: zinc finger protein 583-like
Exons: 2
Coding region: 203-1462 (419 amino acids)
Biological process (GO): regulation of transcription by RNA polymerase II
Molecular function (GO): DNA-binding transcription factor activity; RNA polymerase II cis-regulatory region sequence-specific DNA binding
Source: RefSeq, a predicted model, not a curated record
AUGACUGUGAAUGAAAAGCCCUAUAGAAUAGAAAUAAUUCUAAUAGAAGAAAUGGUUUAUUUUAUAUUCUAAGGGCCUAUUAAUUAUACGACAUUAUACACAGAUUAUAAAACAUACAUAUUCAAUAAUUGUAAUUAUUAUAUUAUAAUUGUACAUAUAGAAACCAUCGCUUGGGUUUAAUUAUUAAAACUUGCUUAAUCAAAUGGAAGUGAAACAAGAAUUUAGUGAAGACACCUGUAACAUAGAAUUUUUUUCUAAUAAACUGGAUGAUGCUUUUAUAGAUAGCUUUAAAAAUGAUAUUAAAGAGGAGCCGAGUAGAGAAACUACAUAUUAUGAUACAUUUCAUUGUUUAGACUUAAAGGAAUUUCCCAUAAAGACUGAAUUAGAAGAUGAAAAUCAACUUGUACCAUUUGAAGAAAAACAAAACAAUAAAAAGGGAUAUCCCCAAGAGACGGGCCCUUUGGAAAUUGUGAAGAAUAUAGACAUACAUUCAUGCAAUAAAGAACAACCUACGAAUGAGCUAGCUAAAGAAAAAAUAUUACAAUGUGAAAUUUGCCUUAAGCAGUUUACUAGAACAAAUAAUUUAAAAACACAUUUGAGGGUUCACUCUGGAGAAAAACCGUUUAAUUGUGAAAUUUGUUCUAAGCAAUUUACCCAUAAAAAUUCGUUGAAGAUACAUACAAGAUGCCACACCGGAGAGAAACCUUACGAAUGUGAAAUUUGUUUGAGGCAGUUUAGUGAAGCAGGCAGUUUAACUAUACAUAUGAGAGUCCAUACUGGUGAAAAACCUUAUAAGUGUAAAAUUUGUUUUAAGCAAUUUAGUCAACCAGGAAGUUUGAGAAAGCAUUUGAAAGUGCACACUGGAGGAAAACCUUACCAGUGUGAAAUUUGUCUUAAGCAAUUUCGUCAUGCAGAAACUUUGAAAAAGCAUUUGAGAGUGCAUACUGGAGAAAAACCAUUCGAGUGUAAAAUUUGUUUUAAGCAGUUUACUAGAACAAGUUAUUUGAAAGCACAUUUGAGAGUGCACACUGGGGAAAAACCUCAUAAAUGCGACAUUUGUUUUAAGAAUUUUACCCGAUUAUAUCUUUUGAAAAGUCAUUUGAAAGUUCACACUGGAGAAGAGCUUCACAAGUGUGAAAUUUGUUUUAAGCAAUUUAGUGAACGAGGAAGUUUGAAGAGACAUUUGAGCGUGCAUACUGGAGAAAAGCCUUUCGAGUGUAAAAUUUGUUUGAAGCAGUUUAGCCGAGCAGAAACUUUAGAAAAACAUAUGAAAAUGCACACUGGAGAAAAGCCUUACAAGUGCGAGAUUUGUUUUAAACAGUUUGCUCGAAAAGAUUAUUUAAAUAGACAUAUGCACGCUCACACGGGAGAAAAACCAUACAAGUGCGAAAUUUGUUUUAAGCUGUUUAGCGAAAAAGGUAUUUUGAAAAGACAUAUGAAAGUCCACACUGUACAAGUGUGAAAUUUAAUUCAAGCAGUUUAUUCAAAACGUACAGAGAUUUGUUUUAAUCAAUUUAGUGAAACUGGAUGGUUGAACAAGCAUUUGGGAGUACAUUCUUGUGUUGGUGCCAAUUCGUUUCGAAUAUUGGCGAUCAUUUUGGCUAUAAUUAUUUUAUUAACUGAUGCUUUAAAUAAAUUAGUUGUUGUGGCGAACCAUUUCCUCAGGUUCUUUAACCAUGUAUUUUUCUGCUCCUUAUCUGCUCGGUUUCCGAGUACCUUGCCUUGAAGGAUUAUUUUUAGUAAUCUGUAUUUUAGUACCGUUUCUCAUUAGGUGUCCGAGAUAUUGUAACUUUCUCUUUUUAAUUGUAAACAUCAGUUUUCUUUCUUUCCCCAUUCUUCGUAGUACGGUCUCGUUGGUUAUCUUGUCCGUCCAUGAUAUCCUUAGGAUUCGACUGUAUAACCACAUCUCGAAGGCUUCAAGUUUUUUCUCCAUCGCUUCAAUGAGUUUCCAGGAUUCAACUCCGUAGUACAAUAUUAAGAAGAUAUAACAUCGUAGGAGUCUUUACUUUUAUCUCCAAAUUAAGGUUGUGGCUUUUAGAGUUUGGCCAUAUUGUUGAAUGCACUCUUCUCUAUUCUACAUUUUACUUCUUGUGAGUGAUCCCAUUGUUCGUUUACUAUUGUUCCAAGAUAGGUAUACUGUUUUACUCGGUCCACUGGCGUAUUCUUGAUAAGCAGUUGGACGUCUCUAAUGUUCCAGUAUACAUUUUGUAUUAUACGCCUGUCUUUAUAAUCCAUUUGGGCUUUUAUUAGAACCUCAAUCAUUUUUCGGUGUUGAACUGUAUCAAAUGCUUUUUGGUAGUCCACAAAGCAGGUGUAAAUAUCGCAAGUCAUAUCUCUGCAUCUUUGGAAUAAUAUAUGUAGACUAAACAGUGCAUCUAUCGUACCUACUCCUUUCAUGAAUCCAAACUGUGUGUCUUGUAUUCUCUCUUCGCAUAGCUUGUAUAUUCUGCGAUGUAUAAUUUUAAGAAAAGGUUUUAAUGCAUUAGACUUAUUAGCCUAUAUUAUUUUCCACUAUUUUGGAAUAUUGCCUGUGUCAUAGAUAUUAUUGAAGAUUUUACAUAGUAUUCUUAAAGAUUCAUCAUCAAGAAGUUUAAGAAAUUCAGACUGUACUCCGUCUGGUUCUGGAGCUCUCUGUUCUUUUAGUUAUAUUAAAUUCAAAUUCAAAAUAUCUUUUAUUAAAAAAAAUGUAAACAACACACCCAGCAAUAAAACAUGUGCAGUGCUCAUUCAGUAGUAUAUUUAGAACUGAUUCAAGUUUUACUAAAAAGUCAUGAACAUGUUUUGUGUUUGUUCUGUAUAUACAUAUGAUUGUCUUUUUUUUUUAUAAAAUGAGAGUUCUACGGCAGAACACUCAAAACAUUCUUCAUCGCCAAAUAUGGUUAUGUCACUUCUAUGUACAUACUCUAUACCAUUCCUUAAAUAAAUUGCUGUGCCUCCAUAUCCAUUUUGCCUGCAAAAUACUGAUGCCAGUGAAUAUCCCACCAAAUUAUAUGCGGACAAUUGAUCAAUGGUUUUCCAAUGUUCGCUCACACACAUAGCAAGAACAUUUUUUUCAUCCUUUACAAAUUCUUGAAGAACUUCAUGACUUGUUCCUAUCGAUUGAAGGUUUUGGUGCACUAUACACAAUUGGUCAGAAGCAUUUUUUUGAAGUUGAUUAUUUAACCUAUCUAUUGAGGUGCUAGAUUCUUCAGGUUUAAAAAUUCACUAACAUAAAGACCGACUGGCCAAAAAUCAGGAGUUAGGACUGUGGGCACGCUCUCUUGUAUUACACCAAUUUUAAAAGAGCUAAUGGAACUUUUUUUUGUGCGCAACUUUUAUAUGACACUGUUUUGAACCCCAUUUUCUUGCAUGUAUGAUUGCACAUCCUUUGCUGUUGAAUCGUCAGUGAGACCCGAUAAGAAAAUCCAACUAUAACUAGACACACUGGGGGCGAUUUUAAGAUUGGAAGUUCCAUUUCUUUUGCCUUGAAUGGGUGCUGGUCGUUUAUUUUUUAAGAAACCCCUUUUUAUUUGAGUUUCCCAACCAUCCUUAUUGUUGAUUUUUACUUGACGAUGAUGGAGCAUUUUGAUCCGUUGUAUUAUUAAUUUGAGUCUGUUUUACAAGAUUUUCAUGUGAAAAUUUAACAGUUAGUCUUGAAUCAUCAGGUUUUAUUGUUUCGUCGUUAUUAAUGUUUAACACAUCAUUCAUUAUUAGCUGAGUUUGUGUCUUCAUAAUUUCUAAACUAACAACUUGUUCAUUUAUUUUUGACUGACCUUAUACUCGUAUGACACUCUCAUUAAUUUUCGUCGAGUUUCCUUGAAGUUGUCCAUUUUUGUCUGCUGAAGCCUCUUGUUGUUUUGUUAAAAUCAAGGUAGAUUGCUGUGGUACAACAAGACUAUUUUUCUUAUUACCCUUGGGCUGUUUUUUGUCCAUCUGUUUAUCUUUUUGUAACUGAUACAUUUUUUCUUCUAGAGAUACUAUUUUCUCAUUCAAAAGUUUUAUUAAGACUUCCUCCUAUUAUAGUGUUUUUAUCUUGUAUUGUUGCUCUUAAUAAUUUAUUUUCUUCUUUUAAAUAGUAUUCUUCUAUUGAAGUUGAGGUUAGGUUGACAUCACCUUUUUCAGCAUGAAAAAUUUCAGUAAUAUUUUCACUGCAGCACGUUUUUGCUCUCUCUGCGCAACUGGAGUGAUAAACUGAAUUACAUUUAGCACAACACACCAGAUUUUACAUUUUUGCUACAACCUUUACAAAGUUUCUUUAGGAUAGCUAAACCGCGAACUUUAUCGGCGGCGGCCAUUUUGGAUUCGCUAUUAUGGCUGCUCUUUUUUCUGUCACUAGUAUAGGUGGUCCUGUUUCCAUAGUUAUUGGGGACUGGUUUUCCCUCUCAUCAAUGUAAUUUUUCCAGGUAUUAUCAAUACUCUCUUUGUUUACGAUUAUCUCUUCAUUGUCAUUAACAAGUUUACUUACUCUUCUGUUUUUACAUUUGCCUGUAAUAUCUCUUACCUUCUUAUGUACGUUGAAGUCGUCGUAUUUACUUUGUAGAAUUUAGAUUUCUUAGCAUUUUUUCUCGUGUUCUUUUUAUUUGGCUUCUCUGAUCUUUCUCUGUAUCUCUCGUUGUAAUGUUUUAUACAUGGAGUUAUCGUUCUUGUUUUUCCUUCUUUCUUCCAUUACCUGCAGAAUCUCUGUCGUCAUCCAUGACUUAUUCUUACCUUCUUCGUUCUUCAUAAAAUUGUAUUUAAUGUCGUGUAUCGUUUCAUUAAGGGAUUCUAUCUGUUCUUCUGUACUUUGCGUUGUAUUAUCGAUUUCUUUGAAUUUUCUAUUUAAUGAUUUGUUGACUAUUUCUUUUACUUCGCUUCAUUUCAGUUUUUGAUAGUGUAUACUGGAGAAAAACCAUAUGAGUGUGAAAUUUGUCUUAAGCAUUUUACUAGAACAAGUUAUUUGAAAGCAAAUUUGAGAGUGCACACUGGGGAAAAACUUCAUAAGUGUGUUUGUUUUAAGAAGUUUACCCGAUUAUAUCUUUUGAAAAGUCAUUUGAAAGUGCACACUGGAGAAGAGCUUUACAAGUGAAAUUUGUUUUAAGCGAUUUAGUGAAAGAUGAAGUUUGAAGAGACAUUUGAGCGUGCAUACUGGAGAAAAGCCUUUCGAAUGUAAAAUUUGUUUUAAGCAGUUUAGCCGAGCAGAAACUUUAGAAAAACAUAUGAAAAUGCACACUGGAGAAACGCCAGUGCGACAAACAAGUGCGAGAUUUGUUUUAAACAGUUUUCUCGAAAAGAUUAUUUAAAUAGACAUAUGCACCUCACACUUGAGAAAAACCAAACAAGUGCCAAAUUUGUCUUAAGCUGUUUAGCGAAAAAGGUACUUUGAAAAGACAUAUGAAAGUGCACACUGUACAAGUGAAUAAACUUGGGCUGGAGCUGGACUUUAUAUAGGUGUGGUUCUCUUUUUUGUGGUUCCAGUAGUUGAAAUAUUUUUAUACUGAUUUAAAUGUAUUAAUUGAACAUGUAUUAGGGAAAAUGCAAUUUACAAAACCAGUAUAAAAAACAAAAUUAAUCUACAUUAAACAUUAAAUAGCUAUGGCAACAAUUUAAAUUCUUCUUCCAUAUCUUCUUCUUUCAAAUUAAAGUGGGCUAAAGGAAAACUGUGCAAAAAGUGUGAAAUUUGUUUUAAGCAGUUUACUCAAAAGAAACAUCCAAAAACAAACUCGACACAUUCGAAAGGAAAGAACCGAGGAAACUACUAAGACCUGUGAGGCAAAACGGAAUCUUAAGAAGUCGAUACAACAACGAGCUUUAUCAACUUUAUAUGGAAACACCCAUGUCAGACUUCAUUAGAAUACAAAGAUUGCAAUGGGCUGGACAUCUGAUAAGAAUGGGAGAGGAUGGGCUACCAAAAAGAGCACUAAACGCUAGAAUACAGGUAAAGAGACAGGUUGGAAAGUAAAGAAAGCACUGGGAAGACACAGUAAACAGCGACGCACAAUCCCUUUUAGGAGUCCGUGUAUGGAGAAGAGCAGCCACGGACAAACAAGGGCGAAGGCAAAAAUAAAGGAGGCCAAGGUUAAUUUUGGGCUGAAGUGCCGUAGAAGAAGUUUACUCAAAAAGGUCAUUAGCUAUGUCCACACUAGUGCGCUUUCACUUUCAACAUGCGUUUUAACGUGCCUUUCAAGAUUCAAUUCAACUUUCGUUAAAGCAUGUCUAUGAUGUGCGCUAAGCGCAUCCCGUUUCCCUGUACACAUACAGUGACUUUCAGUCUAUUCACGGUAGAUGAAAGCGACGCUAUUUUGCUAGUAGGACUAAGUAUUGCAUAUUUGGUGUCAAAGAAAGUUAAAAAGCGUAAAAGAUUGAACCGAACAACUUAAAUGAAGAGUUAUUUUAAAACUCGUAAUUUUUUUUGUUCUAAAGGAUUUAGAAGGCAAUGACAAUGUAUUGUUUUACAAUGAUGUCAAAAAGCAACUUUGACAACCUGAUUAGUUAUAAUUCUGUAUAUGGUUAGGCAAUUAAUACAGAAAUGUGACAGCAGCUGUACAAACUGUAUUUCAGCUCUUGAUGGCAAGCACAUCUUAAUACAACGACCAAAAAAAUACAGAAGCUGAGUUUUACAACCAUAAAGGUACCCAUAACAUUGUACUCAUACCAGUUGUGGACGGUAACUACAAUUUUAUUUACGUCAGAAUCGGCUGCCAAGGUCGAAUAUAUGACGGAGGCAUUUUUAAAACACCGACUUCAGCAGAAAACUCGAAAAUGAAGAUUUAAAUAUACCAAGUGAUGAAUGAACCUUUGUCUGGUCGGGAAAAAUCAAUUCCUUAUGAUUUUUUGGCGGAUGAUGCUUUUCCUUUCACACGUCACAUUAUAAAACCUUUCACAAUAAAUGUGAAUAAAGGUUCUCCAAGGAGAGUGCACAAUUAUAUACUGUCGAGAGUAAGGCGUCUGGUUGAAAAUGCAUUUGUUUGAUUAUCAUCGGUAUUCAUAGUUUUUCGUAAGCCAAUUGAAGAUACUGUGUCAAAUAUAGUAUUUGCAUGUGUGUGCCUCCAUAAUUUCCUCCGAUCACAGAAUAAGUCUUACCGAUUAAAUUCACCUACUGGAUCAUUUGAUAUAGAGGAUGCUUCCACAGGCCAGAUAAUUCCUGUCACUUGGAGACAGAUAAUUGCUAGUGAUACUGGUGUGAGUCAACUUCGCAGAAUUCUCCGAAAUGUUUCGAAUCAUGCAAAAGCUAUUCGAUAAGAAUUUAUGGAAUACUUUAUGACAUCACAAGGUAACAUUCCACGCCAAAAUAAUGUGUAGGUAAUUAAGUUUGUUACUUUGUUAAUUUUAUAAGUUUGUAUUUUGUAAGCGUGAAUACCUUCGUUGAAUAAAUGUGUAAAAUGACAUUUUACACAAAAUAUUUGGAAAAGGCUCUACGAAUAGAAUAUGGUGACAUUAUGUCUAAUUCUUAACCUAAAACAUUAUUUAAACAAUUUGCAGAUUCUGGUUUUUUAAUUUAAGUAUUCUUCAAAUAAAUUUUAAUAUUUUUUAUAUUAAAAGUUUUUAGUUGUUUUUGACAGUCUUCUAUAGAUAAGCUUUUUUAUAUGUAUUCUAGUAUUAUUAUCUUAUUACUCUUCAUUUUACCUGUUACAGUAGGUAGUAUUAUAAAUACACUACUUUUUUUCUCUCAUUCUGGCCUUGGUUUAGAACUAGAACCUUUAGCCACGUAAUUAUAUAACUUAUCACUAACUCAGGUGUAAUGUCUGUGUUGAGUAAGUGUCUUGUUACUUUGCAAAGUCGACGUCAUUAUCUUUGCAAAGAGACGCUAAUUGUAUCCGAACGUCUGCGAUUGUAAUUGUACACUGUACUUUGUAUGUUUACUAUGUAAACAACUUUACUAUUAAAAUUUGUUAUUAAAAACUGUUUUUAGUUAAUGCCUUCAAUUUAGAUGAGCUUAUUUAUA